AUGGAGGAAGAGAGAAAGGUCGACCGAUCGGACGUUGAGCAUCUUGAGGACGACAAUUGUGGCAAUACUGGCGCAGUUGAAAAGGGGGUCUUUGGUGAGGUUGUUAAAGGAAUCGAUGAUGCCAUCGAUGUGGGAUAUGGAGAUAUGGCUCGUGUGGACUUUAAGUUGACUAGGAAGGUGACGAAGUCGUCAAUUUUGUCAAUAGCACAACUCAAGAAGUCAAAACUAGGGUCGAGGUUAGCAACAGUUGCGAGUGCGAAUGGCUUGCAGAGGAGAGACAACUCGGAGAAUUGUGUGGAUUUUUCAUGGCUCCUUUUUUGUUGCAUAUCAUUCCUCGUUUUUCAGUUUAUUUAUUUAUUUUUAAUAAAAGAGCAAAAGAAUAAUAUUCUUGUAUUUAUAUACAAAAAUGAUGCAGAUACAUUCUCAAAACCCGCAUCUGGUUCUGAUGAGCCGCAGCAGCAGCAAAGUGGUUGGUUUCAAGUGUUCUCAAUUGCUUAUUAUAGGCCUUACUUCGAUGUCGAAACAGCAGAUGUUAUGGAGAGGAUUAAGGAUUCACUUUUUCCAUUUAAAGGAAGCUUUUCUGAAAAAACUUCUAACAACCCAGAUUUGUAUGGACCAUUUUGGAUCUGCACAACCUUAACAUUUGUGGCAGCUUCGAUUGGCACAUUUGUUACCUACGUGGCACACAAGCUACAGAAAAAAGAAUGGAACUAUGACGUAAAUUUGGUGACUUGGUCCGCUGGUUUGUUCUAUGGUUAUGUCACUGUUGUUCCUGUUGGAUUGUAUAUAAUCCUCAAAUACUCCUCCGUCCCUUCUGGCCUCGUUCAGCUGUUCUGCCUCUAUGGCUACUCGCUGUUUAUCUUCAUUCCCGCUUUGUGUCUAUCUGUUGUUCCUUUGGAACUGUUCAGAUGGGUGGUUGCUGGUGUAGCAGGGUUCAUGUCGGCAACCUUUGUUGCACUCAAUCUCCGAAACCAUAUCAAGUCUGCCGGUGAAAGGUGGUUCUUGAUUGUGACCGGGAUCUUUCUGUUGCAGCUGGCUCUAUCCAUUGUACUAAAGCUUUAUUUGUUCACCAUCACAGUCUGAUAAUAAUAUAGUAUAUCAUUGAGCAGCUCGGACUUUUUGCUAUAGUUAACAUAGAAAGGCCUUUCUUGCCCCAUGAUUUUUUGUCAUUUAAACUUCCAUAGAUGUAUUAUUCAUCAUUUAAAUCCAAUUAUAUUGAUUCAUUUUUGGGAAUAUAUACAAUUAGAUC
This is a messenger RNA of Camellia sinensis, 1249 nucleotides long. The record is from RefSeq and is a predicted model, not a curated record. Lineage: Eukaryota; Viridiplantae; Streptophyta; Magnoliopsida; Ericales; Theaceae.